AUGUACUACUCCCCAGCUGCUGCAGAGAAUUGUAUUCGAGGCUUCUUCCAUCUUGGAUUCCAGGCUAGCUAUGCCCAGAAAUCUCGCAACUCUCGUCUCAAAGACCUUGAGGAUCGCAAUUCUACCAAUAUUUACUGCACUGGAGUGCCGAUCGAUUGGAAUGAAUCAGAUUUGGCCAAGCACUUUCUGCCUUUCCAUGCAGUCUCAACCAAAAUUUGUCGGGACGCUCCAUCAGGUGUCAGCAAAGAAGUUGGCUUUGCGAGAUUCGAGACUCGAGAGAUUGCAGAGCGUGUCAUCAAGGAGUAUCACAGCGUGCUCACUGACCAUGAUGGUAUCAAACUCUUCCUUCGCUUUGCCGACACCAAGGCUCAGAAGCAGCUCAAACAGCAAAGUCAAGAACGUCGCAAUUGGCGUAGUCGCGAGUACAGCUAUUCAGUUGAACAUACUCCUUCCCCAACUCUGACUCGUCUGCAAAAUGUCAACAAUCACAUCAGCCCAGCAAGCUACCAGUCCCCAGCUGGAGCUAGCAACGGAUUCACCCCUGCGACGUCAGUCUCUCCAGUUGACAUGCCAGGUGCCAACAAGACAGUUCACACAGCCCGAACUUCAGCUUGGCCAAUGCAAGGCGGUCUGCAGUCAAUCACCAACACCACGGCCGUUCCCAAGAAUAACCCAGCGGCCCCGACUUCCCAAUCCUUCGUCGAUGCGAAGAUCAACACUGCUGCUCCCAUCGUUCCAGUUAAUGUGGACGCGAAGAAGGCCAAAACCCCAAGCCCCAACAAGGUUGCUAUUCGUGUGGAGCCUCCAAGUGGCAAGGAAAACUAUACUGGCACUCCACAGUCCAGCAAGUAA
Molecule: messenger RNA, 852 nt
Organism: Exophiala aquamarina CBS 119918
Lineage: Eukaryota; Fungi; Ascomycota; Eurotiomycetes; Chaetothyriales; Herpotrichiellaceae
Exons: 5
Coding region: 1-852 (283 amino acids)
Cellular component (GO): cytosol; nucleus; ribonucleoprotein complex
Molecular function (GO): poly(U) RNA binding; poly(A) binding; mRNA 3'-UTR binding
Source: RefSeq, a predicted model, not a curated record